UGGUGGCGGCGGCGGCGGCGGCGGCGGCGGCGGCGGCGGCGGCAGCGGUAGCCUCAGCUCCUGCUCCCCGUGCCGCCGGCCCCAGCGCUGUCUCCCGGGCCCCCCCGGGCCCCCGGGCCCUCGAGCCCGGUGCGCGCCCUCGCGUCCCGCCGGCCCCCUCCCCCGGCUGGGCCCGGGGGAGGGUGGCGCCGUGAGCGAGCGGGGACCGGGCUCUCCUGCCCCUUCCCCUGCCCCUGGGCCGCCAGGAUGGAGGCGGGGUCGGGGCCCCCGGGCGGUCCGGGAUCCGAGAGCCCCAACCGGGCGGUGGAGUACCUGCUGGAGCUGAACAACAUCAUUGAGAGCCAGCAGCAGCUGCUGGAGACCCAGCGGCGGCGCAUUGAAGAACUGGAGGGCCAGCUGGACCAGCUCACCCAGGAGAACCGCGACCUGAGGGAGGAGAGCCAGCUGCACCGCGGGGAGCUGCUCCGGGACCCCCACGGCGCGCGGGAUAGCCCCGGCCGCGAAAGCCAGUACCAGAACCUGCGCGAGACCCAGUUCCACCACCGCGAGCUGCGGGAGAGCCAGUUCCACCAGGCGGCCCGGGACGUGGGCUACCCGAACCGGGACGGCGCCUACCAGAACCGGGAGGCAGUGUAUCGGGACAAGGAGCGGGACGCCGCCUAUCCGCUCCAGGACACUACCGGCUACCCAGCCCGCGAGCGCGACGUGGCCCAGUGCCACCUGCACCACGAGAACCCAGCCCUGGGUCGCGAGCGUGGCGGGCGGGAGACCGUGCCAGCGCACCCGGGCCGUGAGAAGGAAGCCGGCUAUUCAGCUGCGGUGGGCGUGGGGCCCCGGCCACCGCGGGAGCGGGGCCAGCUGAGCCGUGGCGCAUCCAGGAGCUCCAGCCCCGGGGCCGGUGGCGGCCACAGCACCAGUACCAGCACCAGCCCGGCCACAACCCUCCAGAGAAAAUCUGAUGGUGAGAAUUCCAGGACAGUCAGGUCCACAGCGUCUCAUACUCUACACCAGUAUUGCUGUCCUACUCAGGUCCUUGACUCCAUGAAGCUUACCCCCUCAGGCAGGCUGGCAGAGAGCAGUGUGGAGGGUGAUGCCCCAGGCAGUGACCUGAGCACAGCGGUUGAUAGUCCUGGGAGCCAACCCCCCUACCGGCUGAGCCAGAUGCCCCCCACCAGCAGCCACAUGGGGGGCCCCCCAACUGGGGUGGGCCUUCCCUGGGCUCAGCGAGCUCGCCUCCAGCCAGCCAGUGUCGCCCUGAGGAAGCAAGAGGAGGAGGAGAUAAAGCGCUCCAAGGCCCUAUCGGACAGCUACGAACUCUCCACGGACCUGCAGGACAAGAAGGUGGAAAUGCUGGAGAGGAAGUAUGGGGGCUCCUUCCUGAGCCGCAGGGCCGCCAGGACCAUCCAGACAGCCUUUCGCCAGUACCGCAUGAACAAGAACUUUGAGCGGCUCCGCAGCUCGGCUUCAGAAAGCCGCAUGUCCCGCCGCAUCAUUCUUUCCAAUAUGCGGAUGCAGUUCUCCUUUGAGGAGUAUGAGAAGGCACAGAACCCCGCGUACUUCGAGGGCAAGCCUGCCUCGCUGGACGAGGGUGCCAUGGCUGGUGCCCGGAGCCACCGGCUUGAACGAGGGCUCCCAUAUGGAGGCUCCUGUGGAGGGGGCAUCGAUGGUGGGGGAAGCUCUGUCACCACAUCUGGAGAGUUUUCCAAUGACAUCACAGAGCUCGAAGACUCCUUCUCCAAACAGGUAAAGUCUCUGGCUGAGUCCAUUGAUGAGGCCCUGAACUGCCACCCAUCAGGGCCCAUGUCUGAGGAGCCAGGGUCAGCCCAACUGGAGAAGCGAGAGUCAAAGGAACAGCAAGAGGACAGCUCAGCCACGUCCUUCAGUGACCUUCCCCUCUACUUGGAUGACCCAGUUCCCCCACCAUCCCCUGAGCGACUGCCUAGCACAGAGCCCCCACCCCAGGGCCGGCCUGAGUUCUGGGCGCCAGCCCCUCUCCCACCAGUUCCUCCACCAGUGCCACCAGGGACCCGGGAAGACGGUGCCCGUGAGGAAGGCACUCGCAGGGGUCCUGGGUGCUUGGAGUGCCGGGAUUUCCGGCUGCGGGCCGCCCACCUUCCCCUGCUUACCAUUGAGCCUCCUAGUGACAGCUCCGUGGACCUGAGUGACCGCUCAGAUCGCGGGUCUGUCCACCGCCAGCUGGUGUAUGAGGCUGAUGGCUGCAGCCCCCAUGGGACCCUGAAGCACAAGGGGCCACCAGGCAGGGCCCCAAUCCCACACCGCCACUACCCAGCCCCAGAGGGCCCAGCCCCAGCCCCGCCAGGGCCCCUGCCACCAGCCCCCAACAGUGGCACUGGGCCCAGUGGUGUGGCUGGGGGUCGGAGGUUGGGGAAGUGCGAGGCAGCAGGCGAGAACUCUGAUGGUGGAGAUAAUGAGAGCCUGGAGAGCUCCAGCAAUUCCAAUGAGACCAUCAACUGCAGCUCUGGCUCCUCUUCGAGGGACAGCCUGAGAGAGCCUCCAGCCACAGGCCUGUGCAAGCAGACUUACCAGCGGGAGACGAGGCACAGCUGGGACUCACCAGCCUUUAACAACGACGUGGUGCAGAGGCGGCACUACCGAAUUGGCCUCAACCUCUUCAACAAGAAGCCAGAGAAGGGUAUCCAGUAUCUGAUCGAGCGGGGCUUCCUGUCAGACACACCGGUGGGAGUGGCUCACUUUAUCCUGGAACGGAAAGGCCUGAGCCGGCAGAUGAUAGGGGAAUUCCUAGGGAACCGGCAGAAGCAGUUCAACAGAGAUGUGUUGGACUGUGUGGUGGAUGAGAUGGACUUCUCCUCCAUGGAUUUGGAUGAUGCACUCCGGAAGUUCCAAUCCCAUAUCCGGGUCCAAGGCGAGGCCCAGAAAGUGGAGCGACUUAUCGAAGCCUUCAGCCAGCGGUAUUGUGUCUGUAACCCAGCCCUUGUGCGCCAGUUCCGGAACCCAGACACCAUCUUCAUCCUUGCUUUUGCUAUCAUCCUCCUCAAUACCGACAUGUACAGUCCCAGCGUCAAGGCUGAACGCAAGAUGAAACUAGAUGACUUCAUCAAGAACCUGAGAGGGGUUGACAACGGUGAAGACAUCCCCCGAGACCUCUUGGUGGGCAUCUACCAGCGAAUCCAGGGGCGUGAACUGCGGACCAAUGAUGACCAUGUGUCCCAGGUGCAGGCCGUGGAGCGCAUGAUUGUUGGCAAGAAACCGGUCUUGUCUCUUCCUCACCGUCGACUGGUUUGCUGCUGUCAACUCUACGAGGUGCCAGAUCCAAACCGCCCCCAGAGGCUAGGGUUGCAUCAGCGGGAAGUCUUUCUCUUCAACGAUCUCCUCGUGGUCACCAAAAUUUUCCAGAAGAAGAAGAUCUUGGUGACGUACAGCUUCCGUCAGUCCUUUCCUCUGGUGGAAAUGCACAUGCAGCUCUUCCAGAAUUCAUACUACCAGUUUGGGAUCAAGUUGCUGUCUGCAGUACCUGGCGGGGAGCGCAAAGUCCUCAUCAUCUUCAAUGCCCCCAGCCUCCAGGACCGGCUGCGCUUCACAUCUGACUUGCGUGAGUCCAUUGCCGAGGUGCAGGAGAUGGAGAAAUACCGCGUGGAGUCGGAGCUAGAGAAGCAGAAAGGUAUGAUGCGGCCUAAUGCCUCACAGCCCGGAGGGGCCAAGGACUCAGUGAAUGGCACGCUGGCCCGCAGCAGCCUGGAGGACACAUAUGGGGCAGGCGAUGGGCUCAAACGGGGCGCACUCAGCAGUUCUCUGCGAGACCUCUCCGAUGCAGGGAAGCGGGGGCGGCGUAACAGCGUGGGAUCGCUGGACAGCACCAUCGAAGGGUCUGUUAUUAGCAGUCCACGCCCUCACCAGAGGAUGCCACCUCCGCCCCCACCCCCGCCGCCAGAGGAGUACAAGAGCCAGAGACCGGUCUCCAACUCCUCAUCUUUCCUGGGCUCCCUGUUUGGAAGCAAGCGGGGCAAGGGGCCCUUCCAGAUGCCACCACCGCCAACAGGCCAGGCUUCUGCUUCCUCUUCAUCUGCUUCUUCCACCCACCACCACCACCACCACCACCACCAUGGUCACAGCCACGGUGGCCUGGGGGUGCUGCCUGAUGGGCAGUCCAAGCUCCAGGCCCUGCAUGCCCAGUAUUGCCAAGGACCAGGCCCCGCCCCGCCACCCUACCUCCCACCCCAGCAACCCCCUCUCCCCCCACCUCCUCAGCAGCCCCCGCCCCUGCCCCAGCUGGGUUCCAUUCCACCACCUCCCGCCUCAGCCCCACCUGUGGGGCCACACCGCCACUUCCAUGCCCAUGGCCCAGUCCCAGGCCCCCAGCACUAUACUUUGGGCCGGCCAGGCAGGGCUCCUAGACGGGGGGCUGGAGGACACCCUCAGUUUGCUCCACAUGGCCGCCACCCCCUGCACCAGCCCACAUCCCCAUUGCCCCUGUACAGUCCUGCCCCCCAGCACCCUCCAGCCCACAAACAGGGCCCCAAGCACUUCAUCUUCAGCCACCACCCACAGAUGAUGCCAGCAGCAGGGGCCACAGGGGGCCCUGGAUCCCGGCCACCAGGAGGCUCCUAUUCCCACCCUCACCACCCCCAGUCACCCUUGUCACCGCACUCACCCAUUCCACCCCACCCUUCCUACCCACCCCUGCCCCCCCCCUCACCCCAUACCCCACACUCACCCCUGCCACCCACCUCCCCCCAUGGCCCGCUGCACGCCUCUGGGCCCCCUGGCACAGCCAACCCACCCAGUGCAAACCCCAAGGCCAAGCCAAGCCGGAUCAGCACCGUAGUCUGAUGAACAGAGGGAGUGAGCUGGGGCCCAGGGAGGUCUGGGGAAUCCACAAGAGGUUCCCCAGUUUUUCCAAAAUAUAUAUACACAUAAAGAUG
Messenger RNA from Neofelis nebulosa (Clouded leopard), 4901 nucleotides. It is a transcript of the gene IQSEC2, whose product is annotated as IQ motif and Sec7 domain ArfGEF 2. The record is from RefSeq and is a predicted model, not a curated record. Gene Ontology annotation, molecular function: guanyl-nucleotide exchange factor activity; protein binding. The transcript has 16 exons. Gene Ontology annotation, biological process: actin cytoskeleton organization; regulation of ARF protein signal transduction. Lineage: Eukaryota; Metazoa; Chordata; Mammalia; Carnivora; Felidae. Bases 247 to 4809 code for a protein of 1520 amino acids.